Messenger RNA from Anthonomus grandis grandis, 1452 nucleotides. Its product is annotated as pro-resilin-like. The transcript is spliced from 5 exons. Gene Ontology annotation, biological process: positive regulation of transcription by RNA polymerase II. Bases 113 to 1234 code for a protein of 373 amino acids. NCBI's taxonomy places the organism in Eukaryota, Metazoa, Arthropoda, Insecta, Coleoptera, Curculionidae. The record is from RefSeq and is a predicted model, not a curated record. Gene Ontology annotation, cellular component: RNA polymerase II transcription regulator complex. Gene Ontology annotation, molecular function: transcription coactivator activity.
CGAUAUUCUGCUGAACCUAAACAUUAACCAGUAGAUCUUUACCGGUAGAUCUGCUCGUAAUAGUUUAUUUUCGUGUGUGUGUUGUUUUUAGUUUUAUAUUUUUUUUAUUAAAAUGAGGGGUUUUGUGGCCACUCUAGCUCUAUGCAGCAUCUUCUGCUCAUCACACGGUGCCAAGUUGACGAAACGUGAAGCUCCUUUAUCUGGCGGAUACUCGUCUGGACGACCAGGAGGCAGCUACCUCCCACCAUCCAAUGGAGGUGGUUUCGGUGGUGAGGCUCCUUCCUCAAGCUAUGGAGCACCCUCUUUUGGAAGCAACGGAGGAGGAUUUGGAGGUGGCGCACCCUCUAGCUCAUACGGAAUCCCUUCAGUUUCGGCUCCGUCAUCUAGCUAUGGCGCACCUUCCAGCGGCAACUUUGGAGGAGGUUUUGGUUCAGGCAAUGGGUUUGGUGGACCUAGUUCAAGUUAUGGUGCUCCCAGCGCUCCCUCUUCUAAUUAUGGAGCUCCUUCUCAAGGAGGUUUUAGCAAAAGUAGUGCCACAAGCAGCCAAUACUUGCCUCCCUCAACUAGUUAUGGAACCCCUGUAGGACCAUCCAGACCAUCUUCUAGUUAUGGUGCUCCUUCUUCCGGUAACACAGGAUUCGGAAGUGCCCCAUCAAAGCCUUCAAGCAGCUACGGAGCACCAAGCAGACCAUCCAGCUCCUACGGUGCUCCUUCCAAGCCCAGUUCCAGCUACGGAGCUCCUACUGGAUCAUUUGGGGGAAGUGCUCCAAGCUCUAGCUAUGGUGCUCCUUCUUCUUCUUCUUCUUUUGGCUCAAGUUUUGGCGGAUCUUUCGGCAGUAAUGCUCCAAGCUCAAGCUACGGUGCGCCAUCGGCGUCUUCUCCUUCAUCCAGCUAUGGUACUCCAAGCUCCAGUUAUGGUGCUCCCUCUUCUUUUGGUUCAAGUUUUGGUGGAUCUGUUCCAAGCUCUAGCUAUGGUGCUCCCUCUACUUCUGGUUCAAGCUUUGGAGGAUCUAUUGGUGGAGCUGCACCAAGCUCGAGCUACGGUGCUCCAUCCCUACCAACGCCCUCUUCCAACUAUGGAGCUCCCUCUACUGGCUCCAGUUUCGGUGGUUCCUUCAGUGGAGCUCCAAGUUCAAGUUAUAAUGCUCCUUCCCAAGGUGGAUUUGGAGGUGGAUACAGCUCAGGUGGUUCUAAAAGCCAAAGCUAUGAUAGCAAUGGUGGAUAUGUAUAUUAAGUAAUACUAAGCAGCACACACUUGUAAAUAUUUUAGUUCUGGUGACUCUACCAUUGUCGCAUAUUUAAUUGUGUAUUAGUUUUCAUACCAGUAUUAGACUCUGUACCAUUUACAUAUGUCCAUAUUUGUAGGCAGUAUCCAUGCCACUUUUUCCAUUAUUAUAAAAAUGCUUAAAGAUAUUUCAACAUAAAUAAAUGGAUACUUGAUGUAGAACAUUA